GCGCAGUGCGGACAGCGCGGGGUGCUCGGUGCCGUGAGGGAGCGGGGCCGCCAUGUUGGCCCCGGGGGCGGCGGGACGGGCGCUGAGCCGGGCCCUGAGCCUGAGCCAUGGCCCGGUGAGGGCCGGGACACCGGGAGUGGCGGGGCAACGGGCCCUGAGCCUGAGCCAUGGCCCGGGCUCAGUGGUGGUGGAGCGCGUGUGGCCGGUGCCGCUGGGCCGGGUGGGAGCGGCGCCCCGGCUGCACCCGCGGCGGCACCGGGUGUACCGGCUGCUGCGGGACGGGAAACACCUGCCCCGGGGCAACAUGGAGCUGCUGCUGAGCCGCGCCGUGCAGGACCUGGGCAGCCGUGGGGACGUGGUGAGCGUGAGGAAGAGCCUGGGCAGGAACAAGCUCCUUCCCCAGGGCCUGGCCGUGUACCCCUCCCCGGAGAACCUGCGCAUCUUCCAGCAGGAGAAGGAGCUGGCGCAGCAGGGGAAGCUGGAGGAGCCCCAAACCCAGAGCGGGCAGAAGACCCUGGAAUUCCUGCGGCGCUGCCGGCUCCAGGUGGGGAUGAAGAACAACGUGAGCUGGGAGCUCAACCCCGACAUCGUGGCCCGGCACUUCCUCAAGAACCUCGGGGUGUUCGUGCCCCCCCACGCCCUGCGGCUGCCACCAGAGCCCAUCACACGCUGGGGACAGUACUGGUGUGACGUCACGGUGAGGGGACUUUUUUCCCCGAUUUCCCCAGAUUUUUCCCCAAAGUUCCUGCACCCCAAAACCAAACGCUUCCGGCACUGGCAGGAGAAGCAGCAGCAGCAGCUGGAGAGCAGCAGGGAGCGGCUCCUCUGACCCCCCCCCAGGGAUUUGGGGUCCCCUGAGGUGGAUUUGGGGUCCCCAAAAUGGAUUUGGGGGUCCCCAGAAUGGAUUUGGGGCCGUUCCCCCCCUCUUUGGGAUUCCCUCGCCUCUGUGGAACUCCAGACAUCGCCCAAUUCCCAGAGCUGCAGCUCAGGAAUUUUGGAUUCUCCUGAGCCCCCCCAGAUCCCCCUGAACCCCACUCUGCUCCAGGGGGGGUCCCUGGGGUGGAUUUGGGGUCCCCGGGGUGGAUUUGGGGUCCCCAGAACAGAUUUGGGGCCAUUCCCUCUGUUUGGGAUCCUCUCUCACCUCUGUGGAACCUCGGACAUCUCUGGGUUCCCAGAGCAGGACUUUUGGGUUCUUUUGAGCCCCCCCAAAUCCCCCUGAGCCCCACUCUGGUCCAGGGGGGUCUGCGGGAUGGAUUUGGGGUCCCCAGUGUGGAUUUGGGGUCCCUGGGAUGGAUUUGGGGCCAUUCCCCCCUUUGGGACCCUGUAGAAAAGAGGGUUCAGUGAAAUUUUGGGGGACUCUGGAAUUCCUGUGACACCCCCUUGAACCCCAAAAUCUUGGGGGGUCCCCGGGAUGGAUUUGGGGGGUUCCCCCUUUGGGGUGCUCCAGGAUCCGGAGCAGGAAUCCCCCCAGAAAAGGGGAUCAGGAUUUUUUGGGCGAUCCCAGGAUUUUUUUGGGGGGUGGUCCCAAACUUUUGUGGGGGUCUCAGGGAUUUUGGGGGGAUCUCGAAGUGUUGGGAGCUGUAGGAUUUGGGGAAGAAAAGGCCAAAGGUUCCUGGGAGAUUUCCCAAAAAAAGGGAAUUUUGGGAUCGGAA
Molecule: messenger RNA, 1652 nt
Organism: Pyrgilauda ruficollis (rufous-necked snowfinch)
Lineage: Eukaryota; Metazoa; Chordata; Aves; Passeriformes; Passeridae
Gene: MRPL9
Product: mitochondrial ribosomal protein L9
Exons: 7
Coding region: 53-829 (258 amino acids)
Biological process (GO): translation
Cellular component (GO): ribosome; mitochondrion
Molecular function (GO): structural constituent of ribosome
Source: RefSeq, a predicted model, not a curated record